Puntigrus tetrazona (Sumatra barb) is the source of this 614-nucleotide messenger RNA. RefSeq names its product ribosomal protein L22-like 1 (gene rpl22l1). The coding region runs from base 38 to 499 and encodes 153 amino acids. Gene Ontology annotation, biological process: cytoplasmic translation. Gene Ontology annotation, cellular component: ribosome. Gene Ontology annotation, molecular function: structural constituent of ribosome; RNA binding. Lineage: Eukaryota; Metazoa; Chordata; Actinopteri; Cypriniformes; Cyprinidae. The record is from RefSeq and is a predicted model, not a curated record. The transcript has 4 exons.
CAUUACGAUUCAUCACAAAUCGGACGUCGCUGCAUUAAUGGCAGCCAAUCAAAUUAGAGAUAAUACUGUGAACUCUUGCGUAGACCUACGUCACUUCCUCUUUCACGCCAACCUCACCAAGAUGGCACCGAAAAGGCACACCGCUGUGAAAAAGAAUAAAAAGGGAGCUUCCUGGAAGUUCACCCUUGAUUGUACUCACCCUGUGGAGGAUGGGAUCCUUGACUCUGCCAACUUUGAAACCUUUCUGAAAGAGAAGGUGAAGGUUAAUGGCAAAACAGGCAACUUGGGAAAUGUAGUGCAAAUUGCACGUCAGAAGAACAAAAUCAGCGUCACAUCAGAGAAGCAGUUCUCUAAAAGGUAUCUUAAGUACCUCACAAAGAAGUACCUGAAGAAGAACAACCUCAGAGACUGGCUCAGGGUGGUGGCGUCAGACAAGGAGAGCUACGAGCUGCGCUACUUCCAGAUCAGUCAGGAUGAUGAGUCUGAUGCUGAUGAAUGAAAGCUCUGUCUUGACAUAUGUUUGUGUAUCGAUGGUCCUGUAUGAGCUGUCACAUCUUCAAACGCAGGACUGUAUGUUUUGAUAACUGCUUUGUAAAUAAAAAGAUACACGGAAA